CAUGCCAGUCUGUUGAGCAGUUCAGGCGCGGACGUGUCCGCGAGAUGAGCCGCACUUGAUCGAAAAGCCAACAAAAUGCGGACCGUCAGACUCACGUUUGUGGCCUUGCUAGCGGCCGCCGCCGCCGCCUCGGCCGCCCCUUCGGCCGCCCCCGAGGAGGCGGCCGCCCUCACGGUGGUGGAGCCGACGCGGCAGCCCCUGCCAGACACCUCUGCAAUCUCGGGCGAGCUCACUGAGAAACACGGGGUUAGCAAGUUCUUCUCUUUGUGGCUAGUGUUUAACGAUCCCGCCGAGAUCGACGUCAAACUUGGCGUCGACUACGUGAUCCUUGCACCUAAAGAGCCUGCGCCUCUGCAAAAAGACACUGAUCCGCAAGACAGACCGGCUAUUGUAAAAAAAUUGCUACUGGACCAUGUGAUAUUGGGCCAAAAGCUGAAUCUCACCAAUCGGGAGGACAAAAGCUCGUUUACGGUCGCAACAUUGGGAGGAAGAGACGUGGAGUUUUCUUAUAAAGACAACAAUUGGUACGCGAAUGACGCUCUGAUUGUUGAGUCGCCAGCAGACAUUCCACCAAAUGGAGAACUCGUAGUUUUAAACAAGUACGCGUUCGCCGACUACAAUCCAUUAUCCUCCAUUAGUACCUCAGAAGCGCCAUCAACAAGCACAACAGCAGCUCCGUUUAUUGGAGACUUCGCCGAGGAGCUCAUUAAUACAGAUAAAUUCUCCGGUUUGAACAGGAUGCCUCUUUUCACGCAGUUCCUCCGCUACGCAAAUGUCUCUGAACUCCUAAAACCAGAUGAGAAAUACACCGUGCUGAUCCCCAUGGACAGAGCUUUCCAAAAGUGGCACCCUAUCGAUUGGGGCUUCUACCCCUUUGAUGUACCUGAAUUUACGAAAGAAGUUGUAAGAAACCACUUUAUCCGAGGUACCAUUAGGCCAGAACAAAUAACAGAGGAGGGUUUCCAAACCACCUCACUGACAAACAAAACUUUGAUAUUCAAGAAAACUGCUAAGGGCGUACCUACUGUGAAUGACAUCUCCAUGGGAUCAACGGGAGUGACAAUGCAGAAGGGCACAGCGUUUGUCAUUUACGAUGUGCUCUUUGUGGACUACCAAGUCGUCCAAGACCUUCGGUUGAAAAACCUGGACAAAGAGACGCCACCUUUGAUCGCUUUCCCUUGGUGGAAUGCGCAGUUUUUGUCUCACUCGUAUCUGAAACUUGAAAGAAACGGAUCUUUCCCUUCUGCCGAGAGAUUAUUAAAUGUAGCGACAGAUUUGCACCUCCACGUUCCUGGAAAAGACUACUCCUUCUUUGUUCCUACGGAGAACGCUUUUAAAAAAGCAGGACUUGCCAUUCCAUCAGGCUGGAGUGAACGGCACAAAACCCAGGAAACUUUCACUGCAGAAAAUAUGAAAAUUAUUGAAAAAUUCUUCUUGCGGCAUCUUGUCAAGGGCAGACUCUACAUGAAAGAGUUAAUUCCUGACUUCAAAGUCCAGACCCUGGACAAUUCAACUUUGACGUUUAAGCAAAAGGAUGACAAGCAAUUUGUGAGCCUUGGCGAAUUGGAGGCGCAAAUAGUGGAAGGGAAUUAUUUUGUUUACAACCUCGGCACAAUAUUUUUCGUAGACACAAUUCUCACCGACGACCUCGACGAGCUCAAAACGCUUAUUAAAGAGGCGGUAGUGGUCACCGAGCCUGCUAAAGAAGUUGAGGAUGUUACCGAAAUCCUCAGCCCAGUGUUUGUAGAAGAAGUUAGCACUGAUGUUCUUUCAAAUUCAAAGGACAUUUUGGUAGAUGAGGUCAGCGGUGAUCUGACAACAGUUGCUGUGACUGAGGAGGCCAACACUGAGAGUAAUGCCAUUCCAGCGUUGCCCGCAACACCUUAAACUUAUUUUUAUAGAAUGCAUCGUGUUUCAAACAUUUAAUAAUAAUAAAAGUUGCUCUCUGUAACUUAUUUUUGUGCCUGUAAAAAGUAAAUUAAAAUUAUUUUUGCCUCAUUUAUCAUUUCAGUUAUAGUAUUUGAAUCUGUAUUUUUAUGCCAAAAAUGGAAGGAAAAUUGCCAAUAAAGAAGAUCAUUUAUAAAUGACCGAAA
Neocloeon triangulifer is the source of this 2093-nucleotide messenger RNA. RefSeq lists its product as uncharacterized. The transcript is spliced from 7 exons. NCBI's taxonomy places the organism in Eukaryota, Metazoa, Arthropoda, Insecta, Ephemeroptera, Baetidae. The record is from RefSeq and is a predicted model, not a curated record. Gene Ontology annotation, cellular component: extracellular matrix. Gene Ontology annotation, biological process: extracellular matrix organization; cell adhesion. Bases 76 to 1887 code for a protein of 603 amino acids. Gene Ontology annotation, molecular function: cell adhesion molecule binding.